UAGCUGCCGGAGCAGAGUUCCCCGUGACUGGAAGAGAAAAACGUUGUUCCGCCUCCCUCUUGGUCUCUUGGUCUUCUUGGCGCGCGCGCGUGCAUGUGCUAUACUGUUGCUGCACUAUCCAUCACAUCAUCACAUCACACUUGUCCACUAUAGACACCAGUUAGAUAUACGAUACCUAUCCGCCGUCGUAUCCGAACGGCAUUGGUUAGCUAUACUCAGUACUACAGAGCGGGAAGCAGUUCCUUGGCGGAAGGUCGGUUAGUGCGAGAGAGCGAUCCCCUCAAGUUGUCCUAGUCCUCAAGUGUUCGUACACAUCGUCUUCGAGAGACGUUAUUUCAGAAAUGGCUCCUAAGAAAGGAACAAAGAGAGCAGAGACCGAAGCAGUUGAUCCUGCGCCAGCAGAAGUCGACGUCUCUGCACCAAAAAAGAAGAAGAGCCAGGAAGAGCCCAAAGAGGUGAAAGAAGCCAGGUUACCCAGGGCAGCCAAAAACAAGAAGCCUGAGCCAGAACCCGCACCAGUUAAGGCGCCCAAAAAGGCUGCCAAAAAAACAGAAAGCACAGAUAAAAAGACUUCUGGCAAAAAAGGCAGCAAAAAAGCUGAAGUCAUGGAAGAGGAGCCCGAAGAUGUUGAUAAGGAGGUAGAAGAAGCUGCCGAGGAGCCUGCAGAAAAGCCCGCUAAAAAAGGCAGGGGCAAAGCAACGAAGAAAGAUGCUUCUGCAGAAAAAGAAGAGGAAGACAAAGUAGAUGACAAAAGUUCACCUGCUCCAAAGAAAGGCAAGGGUAAAGCGACAAAGGCAGAAGCUGCCAAAAAAGGGCGGGGGAAAAAAGAAACAGACAGUGACGCCGGAGAAUCAGAAAAAGAUGAGGAAGUUGAAGACGAAGUUGAGUCAAAAGAAAAUGGUGUCGAGUCUGUAGAGAACGGCAAAGAUGAAGCCGAAGAAAAAGAAGUUGCUCCUAAAGCUGCCAAAAAAGGCAAAGGUGGCAAAGCACCAGCAAAGAAGACCAAAGCUGCCGCAAAAGGCAAAGCAGCAGAACAGAAUGGUGAUAAAGAAGAGGGUACGGUGAAUGAAGCUGAGGCUGUUGAAGAUGCUUAGAUUUAAGAAAUUAAUUUUUUUUUUUUCAACUAUUUUUUUUAAUUAUUUUACUAUUUAAUCACCCCUUUGCAUUAGCAAAACAACUACAUUCUAAUCAAUAAGAGUGUCCGAUAUAAUCAUUAAUGUGAGUUUCUAUUAUUUUUAACGAUUGAAUCCGUUAAGCUAUACUAGGAGUGAUUCCGUAAAAUCUAAGAUUGAAAAAAUAGGACUUGAAAUAUUUUUGAAAUACUGUAUGUACAUUUUUCAAUAUGUGUAAUAAUUACUCUUAGCUUAUAAUACCAGUUUUGUACUUUUAAAUACAAUAACGAAAAUGUUUAUUGAAAUAAAAUGAAUUUAUUUGAAUCC
This is a messenger RNA of Copidosoma floridanum, 1439 nucleotides long. RefSeq lists its product as uncharacterized. NCBI's taxonomy places the organism in Eukaryota, Metazoa, Arthropoda, Insecta, Hymenoptera, Encyrtidae. The record is from RefSeq and is a predicted model, not a curated record.